AUGGACUACCUGAGGACACUAGGCUCUGCCGCGGUGUCCUCUCUCGUACAAAAGUCAGGUCUGACUCUCCCGUUCUCCCUGGGUGCACGUGUAACGUCAUUCGACAAUCACUCAAUAUGGAACCUGUAUGAUGGGACGAAACGGGACGAUGGAUCCCCGGUGUCUGUAUUCGAAUUCGAUGCGGGCUCUCCGGGAAAGAGAAACGUUCUAGGGCUCGCGAAAAAUGCGCUCAGGAAACUGCGGACCAUCCGCCAUCCGGACGUUCUGAAGUUCAUGGAUGGGGUAGAGACGGAUUCCACCGUCUAUAUAAUGACCGAGCGAGUCCGCCCGUUAUCUGCAGCACUGUCGGAGUGGUCUUCCAAAGAAGCACAAGAACGCGAAGACUGGCUCAUCUGGGGUCUGCACAGAGUGUCGGUCGCCUUGGCGUUCCUGAAUGACCCUUGCUCUUCAUCGCAUGGCAACGUGCGCGUAGACUCCGUUUUCAUUUCUGCAUCCGGCGAGUGGAAGCUGGGCGGAUUUGAUGUGUUGAGCACGCCAAAAGAUGAGGCUGCUGUUCUCUAUACCAUGGGCGGUCUUCUGCCAGACUCUGCGGCGCAUUCCUCCCCAGAAGUGAAGAAGGGCGGCUGGUCCGUGCUCAAAGAGCACAAUCCUGCCGUGGCAGAUGCGUAUGCACUCGGGCUCCUCAUACACGCCGUCUUCAAUCCUACGCUCCCACCGCCAGCUACAACACAUCCACCUCACCCACCGCCGACAGCCGCUUCCCGCGCCUUGAUACCCAAUGUCUUGUUUUCUCCCUUCAAGCGGCUUCUCAACCCCAACCCCAAGGCUCGGCUGACACCGAAGGACUUCCUUGAGAUAGGCAUGGCCCAGACAGCUGGAGAAGGCUCUGGCUUUUUCGCCAAUAACCGACUCGUGAAGGUGUGCUCAGGCUUGGACAACUUCAGCUUGGGCAGCGAAGGCGAGAAGACAACUCUCCUACGAACUCUCAAGGAAUCCUCAUCAUCUUUUCCUACCGAAUUCAUAUCCUUCCGCGUGUUGCCGUCCCUUGUGUCUGCACUCCAAUAUGGCGGCGCUUCUGCACCAGCUAUUCUUCCGCUUGUCCUGCAGAUGGGUAAGAGCGUGGCACCGCAAGAUUACUCUUCCGUUAUUCUUGUGCAUUUGGUGAAGCUAUAUGCGAGCCCCGAUCGUGGUACACGACUCGCGCUGCUCGAGCACCUGUCCGAGUACGCAGACAAGCUGGACAAAAAGACAGUCGGCGAGAAGAUAUGGCCACAUCUACAAACUGGCUUUUCUGACACGGUUGCGAUUAUCCGUGAGGCCACCGUCAAGUCUAUCAUCCUAUUGUCUGAUAAGUUUGGUGACCGUAUACUGAACAACGACCUCCUGCGCUUCCUCGCCAAGAUGCAAGGCGAUCCCGAGGCAUCCAUCCGUACCAAUACGUGCAUUCUUAUCGGCCGGCUGGGGCCAUCGCUUGGCUACAACACGAAGCGCAAGGUGCUCGUGCCCGCAUUCACGCGUGCACUCAAGGAUCCGUUCGUGCAUGCGCGCGUAGCAGGACUAAUGGCGUUUAUGGCGACUGUAGACUGCUACGACGUGGAGGAGCUUGCCACGAAAGUAAUCCCCAACAUGACAUUUGCCACGAUUGACAAGGAGAAGCUCGUCCGCGAUCAGGCGUUCAAAGCCAUGGAACUGUUUGUGAAGAAGCUAGAAGAACAUGCUGCGUCUAUGGUUCGUUGCCCCGUUAUCCUCGCAUCAGCUCCUUCCGCUAAUGUGGGACAUUAUCACCCUGCAGCCGGAGACCGCGAUCCCAGAGAAUGA
Messenger RNA from Postia placenta MAD-698-R-SB12, 1818 nucleotides. RefSeq lists its product as hypothetical. Bases 1 to 1818 code for a protein of 605 amino acids. Gene Ontology annotation, molecular function: protein kinase activity; ATP binding. The transcript is spliced from 9 exons. Gene Ontology annotation, cellular component: cytoplasm. The record is from RefSeq and is a predicted model, not a curated record. Gene Ontology annotation, biological process: tRNA export from nucleus; protein phosphorylation. Lineage: Eukaryota; Fungi; Basidiomycota; Agaricomycetes; Polyporales; Adustoporiaceae.